GGUAACUAGUGACGACCGAACAACUGUAGCAAGAGCUUCCGGUUUCAUUUGAUUUAGCAAAAAUGAAAUCGUUGUUUGGAUAGAUCGUAAACAUCAUGUACUAAGUAUUCAUCUAAAUCGUAUGGAGAUUGACUAAUAACAUGGCCGUAGCUAUGAGUUCAACCUGCCCGGGACAUUAUUGUGGCAAGACGUUGAUAAAUGGCUCGUUUGAUGGAGAAUGUGGGGUAUGUCCCAGAGGAGAGAGGACGAACAUGCAGAAGAUCUGUGAGAAGUGUACAGGAUCCCCUGAACUUUAUGACUGGCUGUACCUGGGCUUCAUGGCAAUGCUGCCACUGGUUCUACACUGGUUCUUCAUCGAGUGGUACUCUGGGAAGAAAAGCUCCAGUGCCCUCUUCCAACACAUCACAGCCCUGUUUGAGUGCAGCGCUGCGGCUGUGGUGACUCUGCUGGUCAACGACCCAGUGGGUCUGCUGUCUAUCAGGUCCUGCAGAGUCCAGAUGCUGUCAGACUGGUACACCAUGCUGUACAACCCCAGCCCAGACUACGUCACCACUCUACACUGCACACAGGAAGCUGUCUUUCCCCUGUACACUAUAGUGUUGAUCUACUACGCCUUCUGCCUGGUGUUCAUGAUGCUGCUGCGUCCACUCCUGGUCAAGAAGAUCGCCUGUGGUCUGGGGAAAUCUGACCGCUUCAAGAGCAUCUACGCUGCUCUCUACUUCUUCCCUAUCCUGACAGUCCUGCAAGCUGUGGGAGGCGGCCUGCUCUAUUAUGCUUUUCCAUACAUUAUUUUGGUGUUGUCCCUGGUUACUUUGGCAGUGUACAUGUCAGCCUCAGAAAUACAGUCUUUCAAGAAUCUCGCUGCCAAGAAGAAGAGGUUGGUGGUGCUCUUCAGCCAUUGGCUCCUUCACGCGUAUGGCAUCAUCUCCAUCUCCCGAUUGGAUAAACUGGAACAGGACCUGCCUCUAUUGGCCCUGGUACCUGGACCCGCCCUUUUCUACCUGCUCACUGCCAGGUUCACUGAACCUAGACGGAUUCUGUCAGAAGGUGGCAACGGCCAUUAGAACUAUUAUAGAUGGAUGUGGGUAUUAAAGUUAGACUCGAAAUGACGUUGCCACGAGCAGCACUGCAGAUAUUGAGAUGAGCGAGAUGCAAGACUUCGGUCACACACAGUAUCUGCGCAUGUUCACGGGUUCACUUCACGCUCUUACAGCGUGGGAGCCGCUGGACCAAAACAGCGGAGAAGUUGAGCUUUGCGCUUCAACGCUCUUAGUUGUUGCGGAAAUUGACCCACUAUGCUGUUUCCUUUCUGCAUUUUUCAUAUUGCUGAGUCUACCUUUAAUGUCCACCUGUCUAUCAAUUCAGGAGGUGUUGUGCAUGGAGCUAUAUGGACGCUAGCCUUUACUGCUGUCUCUGCCUAUGGUAGUAUGAUGACUGCUGCAUGUAGUGUUGAUAGUGUGAAUUCCUCUCACAGUGAGAAGGAAGAUUUUAUGAUAUUCCUACAACUAAGGUGGGAAUACAAACACCCUGUGUACAUACUGUAUGUCUAUAAACUAUACAUCUCCAUAUAUUUCAAGUGUUGUUAGUUAUUGAAUGGUAUUGUAUGUUACAUGGCUGUGGCCACUUGAAUGUUGUCUUUACAACCUAAGGCCUAAGAUGUACUGUUCCUCAUUGAGGCUGUUUUGAGACAUGCUUUGUAUAGAUAUUCACUCUGUGUCAUAUUAUAUGCUCAACAUCCUUGAUUGUUUUAAGCUCAGAUAUCUUUGAUUGUUGCAGUGAAAUCAAAGAUGGUCUUUGGAUUGUCCAAUAGUAUAAGUUGAGUUAGAUGUUCUUGAACUAAAUCUUAUGUGCCAAAAACUCUGAACACAUGCAUACGUCCAGAGGCAGAUAAAAUGGUUUAUUAUAACCUAAUAUUAUAUGUUACAAGCCAAGUGGAUGAAGUUCCAUUAUAUUUUGCUUGAUAAAAAAUGGAAUGAAAAUUAUCCUGCUGUUUCCCCAUAAAUGAUGUUGGGGAAAUAUGCUGUUGAAUAGUAAGCAAAUUAAAUUGUGAAUGUAUUUUAUGCAGGCUCAUAGAACGCUUGUAAAUAGAUAACAAUGGAUGUUUAUUGGAAAUAUAUAAUUUUAUUGCACAGUGUAAUUUUAAAACAUACAGAACAAGGACUUGGUUAGCUGCAAUUUUGACUAUUUAUUGUAAAAUGUAUUGUAAAAAAAAACUUGUGAAAUGUAGUGUGUUAUAAAGUGUUAAGAUUUUUCUGAAAUAAAAACCACAAAUGUGAGUACUCAUCUA
Messenger RNA from Coregonus clupeaformis (lake whitefish), 2287 nucleotides. RefSeq names its product JNK1/MAPK8-associated membrane protein. Bases 141 to 1064 code for a protein of 307 amino acids. The record is from RefSeq and is a predicted model, not a curated record. Gene Ontology annotation, cellular component: membrane. Lineage: Eukaryota; Metazoa; Chordata; Actinopteri; Salmoniformes; Salmonidae. The transcript has 7 exons. Gene Ontology annotation, molecular function: ubiquitin protein ligase binding. Gene Ontology annotation, biological process: response to unfolded protein.